Parnassius apollo (apollo) is the source of this 261-nucleotide messenger RNA. NCBI's taxonomy places the organism in Eukaryota, Metazoa, Arthropoda, Insecta, Lepidoptera, Papilionidae. The record is from the annotation of a GenBank genome assembly.
AUGACGCGACAAAAUCAAAUCCAGCUCGCUGACACUACGACUACCGCAUUCAUACCGCUCUGGGAUAUGUGCAACCAUGAACAGGGCAAGAUAACAACAGACUACAAUAAGAAACUGAACAGGGGCGAAUGCUACGCGCUGCGUGACUUCAAAGCUGGAGAACAAAUUUUCAUCUUUUACGGAGCGCGAUCGAAUGCCGACCUUUUCCUUCACAAUGGGUAUGUUAAUAUUAUUUUGUUGAACUAUAGAGAGAUAAAUUAA